Molecule: messenger RNA, 1608 nt
Organism: Lampris incognitus (smalleye Pacific opah)
Lineage: Eukaryota; Metazoa; Chordata; Actinopteri; Lampriformes; Lampridae
Gene: celf6
Product: CUGBP Elav-like family member 6
Exons: 12
Coding region: 1-1608 (535 amino acids)
Biological process (GO): mRNA splice site recognition; regulation of alternative mRNA splicing, via spliceosome
Cellular component (GO): ribonucleoprotein complex; cytoplasm; nucleus
Molecular function (GO): mRNA binding
Source: RefSeq, a predicted model, not a curated record
AUGGCUACAGUCACUGCAAACGGAGUGCAGCAAGAGAAUGGAUUCAGCACCACGAACAGCGCCGGCAGGAUGAACGGGCUUACCAUCGGCCAGAAUACCAUUCCAAUGAAGGACCACGACGCCAUCAAGCUUUUCAUUGGGCAGAUCCCCAGAAACCUGGAGGAGAAAGACCUGAAACCCCUGUUUGAGGAAUUCGGGAAGAUAUACGAACUCACUGUACUGAAAGACAGGUUUACGGGAAUGCAUAAAGGAUGUGCCUUUCUAACAUACUGUGCCAGAGAGUCAGCACUGAAGGCCCAGAGCGCCCUGCAUGAACAGAAGACUCUGCCAGGGAUGAACCGGCCCAUCCAGGUGAAACCAGCCGACAGCGAAGGACGAGGAGAAGACAGGAAGCUGUUUGUGGGGAUGCUCGGCAAGCAGCAGAGCGAGGAAGAUGUCCGGCGGCUGUUUGAGACCUUCGGCCAGAUAGAGGAGUGCACCGUCCUACGAGGGCCUGAUGGGGCCAGUAAGGGCUGUGCCUUUGUCAAGUUCUCCAGCCACGCGGAAGCACAGGCCGCCAUCAACAGCUUGCACGGCGGACAGACCAUGCCUGGGGCCUCAUCAAGCCUGGUUGUCAAGUUCGCAGACACGGAUAAGGAGAGGACCCUACGUAGGAUGCACCAAAUGGCGGGCCAGCUCGGCAUUUUCAGUCCAAUGACCAUCCAGUUUGGGGCCUAUGGCGCCUAUUCUCAUGCUGUAAGUCUCAGCUCGGCGGGGGAGGAGACGCAGAUGAUGCAACAGCAAGCAGCCCUGAUGGCUGCGACACAAGGCUCCUACCUGAACCCCAUGGCAGCCAUUGCCGCCGCGCAAAUGCAGCAAAUGGCAGCUUUCAAUGUCAACGGUCUGGUGGCUACCCCCAUGACACCUUCCUCAGGCACCAGCACACCCCCGGGCAUCAGCGCCACAGCCGUGCCCAGCAUAGCUGCCCCCAUUGGGGUCAACGGGUUCAGCGCCCUCCCUCCUCAGAGCAACGGUCAGCCCACCUCUGAACCCAUCUACACUAAUGGUAUUCAUCCUUACCCAGCACAGAGUCCGACGGUGACUGACCCUCUCCAGCAGGCUUAUGCGGGCGUGCAGCACUACGCAGCAGCCUACCCUGCCGCCUAUGCGCCAAUAAGCCAAGCGUUCCCCCAGCAACCAACCAUCAUCCCCCAGCAACAGAGGGAAGGGCCAGAAGGCUGCAACCUGUUUAUUUACCACCUGCCACAGGAGUUCGGAGACGCAGAGCUCAUGCAAAUGUUCCUGCCUUUUGGCAAUGUCAUCUCCGCCAAAGUCUUUGUUGACCGAGCGACCAAUCAAAGCAAAUGUUUCGAGCAGCCUUCCCAGAGCAUCACUAGAGACGGCACAGAGAGCUUCUGGGAGGACACCCCAGGAUCCCUCACUCUGCGGUCGGCCCCCCGGCCUUUUUCCUCCGGAGGAGGCCGAAUGGAAAUAGAAGGGGAGAAGGGGGCGCAGACAUCCCCAAAGCUGGAGCAGUCUCACGCUGAGGUCCGAAACAGGUGGGGCGGGGGAACUUUUCAGCCGGACCAUCCCAAGAGGUCAGAUGAGAGUUCAGGACGACAGCGAUAG